Messenger RNA from Carassius carassius (crucian carp), 3380 nucleotides. It is a transcript of the gene shrprbck1r, whose product is annotated as sharpin and rbck1 related. Gene Ontology annotation, cellular component: LUBAC complex. The record is from RefSeq and is a predicted model, not a curated record. The transcript has 14 exons. Gene Ontology annotation, biological process: positive regulation of canonical NF-kappaB signal transduction; protein linear polyubiquitination; proteasome-mediated ubiquitin-dependent protein catabolic process. Gene Ontology annotation, molecular function: ubiquitin-protein transferase activity; ubiquitin binding. NCBI's taxonomy places the organism in Eukaryota, Metazoa, Chordata, Actinopteri, Cypriniformes, Cyprinidae. The coding region runs from base 311 to 2461 and encodes 716 amino acids.
UGGAAAAUUGGGAUAUCCCCUAGAUGAGAAAGCAAAGUGUAUGUGCGUGUGUUUUCGGCAGGAGGCGCAGCUUCUGCUCUCUCUCACAGUGUAAAAUGUCUGUCUCUGCUUGAGCCGUGUUUCUUCCUGCUCUGACGCUGGGCUGCCCUCCAUCAGAAACUAAAACAAAGAUGACAAGGCCGCUACUUUUGCGUAAGUCGGAUCAGGGAGUCGUAGCAUAUCUCCAAACAUCAUAUUAGCACACAAGCCCGGCUGGUACUGGAGUGCCAACACGACAUAUUCCCGCCUGAAGUAGUCAGUCGGCGGCGGCAUGUCGCUGAGCUCAGGCGGGUGGACUCACACACCUCCGCCGGCCCAGUCUGCAUCGUCUCACCUCGGCCAGGAGGCCUCGCAGUCGGCCUGCAGCACGGUUUUGAUGUCGGUGAAGGUGUCAGUAUGCCACUCAGGUAUACGACCGCUUUGUCUCCCGGGGGCCGGGGACGAGUCUCUCCGUCUUCAGCUGAGCAUGGACCCGGGGAAGGCAGGGGAAUUCCGCCUCGCGUUACGGGACGUCAGCGGAGCCGCGGCUGGGCGCAGCGUGUCCAUUGCUGAGUUUGACCUCAGGACUGUUUGCUAUGAAGUAAAAUCCCCACAGUGCCAUGAACUGAGUUUGGCAACACCACCACAUGAUCGUAUCACUUUCAACUUCCGCUGUGAGCAAGAAGCACAGGAGUGGGCCACUGUGGUGAUGUCAUCACUCCGGGAGGCACAUAGAGUGGCGAUUAGUUCCUCCAAUGAAGAAAGACCGCUACCUCCUCAGCCUCUGGAUACACCGAGCAAUCCGCCCAUGCCACAUACAGAGGAGAUUUGUGCGGAGCUGGUUAGCGCAAUAGAGGCAGGUGAUGUUCGUUCGGCAUCUGUCUGUGCAUCGUCUUUAGCUAAACAGAGAGCUGCUCUGAGCAUUCAGCCAUCUAAACCAAAUUACACAGACACUGAAAUUAGCCUGCCGGUGGUGGUAGAGGAUGCAUCCUCCUCCUGUUGUGUCACAGUGAAAGUCUUCCCUCACUCAUCAAUUGGUGCUCUCAAACAGCAGGUCUUCACAGACUAUGGUUUUCAUCCGCGUGUGCAGCGCUGGGUCAUCGGCCAGUCUUUGUGCUCUGAUCACCGCUCUCUGGCUUCUUAUGGAGUUCAGCGAGAUGGCGACACUGCGUUCCUUUAUCUCAUUUCUGCCUGCCAGGCUCGUCUCAGUCGAGGACUUUACCAACAAGAUCAGGAGAGUGCUUUGCUAAUGCCGGCUUUGGUGCCAAUGACUAAUCAGCCCCAACAAGAAGCUGUUACCAAUGGGCCAGCACUAAACACAGCCUCAAGACCAUACAGCACCCUGCCUACAAGACUUCAUAACAGCCAUAAUACCCUGAGUAACAGUGCGGGAAGUACAGAGAGGAUGGGUUUGGGUGAUAUUCGUGACCUCAUCAACCUUGAGCUGCCGCAGUUGAAUGAAGCCCUGACACCCAAUAGAACAAGCACACAGCUGGGAUGGGCCUGCCCAACCUGUACAUAUAUUAAUAAACCGACACGUCCUGGCUGUGAAAUGUGUAGCGCAGACAGACCUGAAGGCUACACUGUUCCUGGCAACUACAGACCAGAUGCUCUGGAGCUAAGACGCAUUCAACAGGAAAAAGAAGCAAUAAGGCAGUACCAACAGGCCAGAGAAGCAGAACGCAGAGAGAACUAUGCACGUCUGGUGCAGAUGGAUGGACAGGAUCUGGUUCCUAACCCAGAGAGAGUGGAGUGCAGGAUCUGCUAUGUGGAGCUUGAGCCUGGCGAGGGAGUCCUGCUACGAGAGUGUCUUCACUGCUUCUGCAAAGAGUGUCUGCGCUCUGUGAUUCUGAUGUCGGAGGAUCCUCAGGUGGCAUGUCCAUACAGAGACGAGGCCUACGCCUGCGACUGCGUCUUGCAGGAAAGAGAAAUCAGAGCUCUGGUGUCCGUAGAUGAUUAUGAGCGCUGGCUGCAGAGGGGUCUGUCUGUUGCAGAGUCUCGAUGUGAGGGCAGUUAUCACUGUGCUACAGCAGAUUGUCCUGGCUGGUGUGUUUAUGAAGACACCGUCAACACUUUCCACUGCCCAGUGUGCAAAAAACACAACUGCUUGCUCUGCAAGGCCAUUCAUGAAGGGAUGAAUUGUAAGCAGUAUCAGGAUGAUCUAGCAGCCCGUGCCAUCAAUGACUCUGCAGCGCGAAGAACCAGAGACCUGCUGAAGACUCUUGUUAAUUCUGGAGAGGCGAUGCAUUGCCCUCAGUGUGGCAUCAUUGUGCAGAAGAAGGAGGGCUGUGAUUGGCUCCGCUGUACUGUCUGCCACACUGAGAUCUGCUGGGUCACCAGAGGACCACGCUGGGGGCCCAAAGGUCCUGGAGACACAAGUGGAGGCUGCCGCUGCAAUGUCAACAAACAGAGAUGCCACCCAAAAUGCCAGAACUGUCACUAAAGGGAAGGACCGAGAGAGAGCAGGAGGUACGAAUAAGAGAGAGUAGUGUCAUCUCAUGGCAGUUUGUGACAUUAAAUAAAAGGUUUUGACCGACAUCAGGGUUGCCAGGUCUGUGUAACAAAACCUCCCCAAUUGGUUGCUCAAAACUAGCCCAAUUCCAAGAGGUUAAAACCUGCUUGUAGGGUUCCAACUUGGUCAAAAUCAUGCUCCAGCGGGGAGGGGAUAUUUCACAGACUUUUAAAAAAAACAGCCCACGGCAGCAUUAUGAAAGUAGCUCAGUUCCACAGACUUGGCAACACUGACAGACAUACACUUCGAGUGUGAGCUAACAAAUACUGUUCACCUGUUUUAUUUUCAAGUUACUUUUCUGACAUUUCUUUAACUGAAAUACAGAAAAGCAUAGUUCUGUUGUGCAAAAAAUGUUUCAAUGGUGCAUUUCACACAACUUAAUCAUAAAGCAAUUGAAGGCACCAUGGGGAAUCCACUUGAAAACACACUCCUCCUAUUGGAUGGCUACUGUAUCAGUCCAGUCAGCAUCCUGAUAUUGUGUAAUUAUUUCAAAGACAGAAAAGCUUUCCAUUUGCCAUUUUUAUUUUUCCACCUAUACUAUGAAAAUAUUUUAUUUCUGAUCGACUACAAAAAAAGUGACAUUUGCAUGGCUUGUGAAUGUUCACACAGCUACUACAAAAUGUAAACCCACUUUAAACUGCAUGAAUAUUGCCAGGCUCUAACUAUUUUGAGUUAUUUAAGACCGAAUCGUUUCUUUGAGGAGACUUUAAUUAGUGAUUUGCAAAUGAAAUCUAUCUUUUUAAUGAUUCCGUCAACUGGUAGAUCAUUUAAGUAAAACCUUAAGCAAUGAACAUUAUGUAUAACCUAAAUCAAAAACAUUCUGAUAAAAAUUUUAAUACAAAAAUACAAA